Molecule: messenger RNA, 2244 nt
Organism: Trichobilharzia regenti
Lineage: Eukaryota; Metazoa; Platyhelminthes; Trematoda; Strigeidida; Schistosomatidae
Source: the annotation of a GenBank genome assembly
GUCAGCAUCUUCAGUGCAAACGUUAAUAUGAAGUGAAAUUAUUUUGGAUAUUGUGUGAUUAUUACUUCUGUGGAAUUGAAUUGUACUAUUGUGGGGUGUGUGUGGGGGGGGUCAAAGGCGAUUGACUGGGACACUACUCCAGAGGACAUAGUUCAAAAUGGCACUAUUAUUUACUUGUAUUCGAUUGUGUUCAUAUAAAUUAUCACAUUAUGGCUAUCGAAUUAUGAACCCACCGAGAAUUAAUCAUGCAUUAUUACAAUUAUGUCUUAGUAGUAGUACAACCACCUCGAGUAAAUUUCAAAAAAAGCCAUUUCAAUUAGUAUCUUUAAUCCAUGAAUCUUAUGCUACAGAAGAAGCUUGGAAUUCAACUAUCCCACCAGCUCCAGAGUCAAAUCCUUCAGCGUGUUGUUCAUGGUCUGAAUUAUUCACUAGACCUAAUUUACAACCGAUUAUUGUUGAUGUACGCAGUCCAAAAGAAUUCGCUGAAGAUCAUAUACACGGUGCAAUAAAUGUGCCAGUGUUAAAUGAUGAAGAAAGGGAGUUUGUUGGUGGUUUAUAUUCUCAAGGUGAUCUUGUUCGUGCUCGUCUGCAUGGUGCAUCUUUAGUUUGUGCAAAUAUUAGUCGGUGUUUAAAACAACUUGCUGACGAGUAUGAAUCACAUCUGAAUACUUCAUCUAACUCUAUUCAUCAUCACCAUCAAAUCAUCAAUGGAAGGCGGAGAACUAUUUUUCCAAAUUUUUUGAUUUAUUGUUGGCGUGGUGGUCAACGAUCAGCUUCACUAGCGACAAUAUUAUCUGAAACUGGUUGGCCGGGUAAUAUUUAUGUUCUUGUCGGUGGAUAUCGUUCAUGGCGUCGACUUCUAUUACGCCAAUUAGAUGCUUGGCCACGUUGGUCUAUGCCUAAUCCAUUUUGGAUAAUUUCUGGUCUAACAGGUUCCGGAAAGUCUUUAAUUCUUCAAGAAUUAAAUGAAUGUGGUGAGAUUGUAUUAGAUUUAGAGGCAAUCGCUAUGCAUAAAGGUUCAAUGUUUGGAAGUCUUGAAGUGGCUAGUCUUCAAGUAACAGACGACAGCAACAACGAUGACAAUAAUAAUAACAGUAAUAAUAAUAAUAAUAAUGCUUCCAUCCAUUCUAUUACACAAAAAAGAUUUCAAUCACGCCUCCAUCAAGCAUUAAUGAUAACUAAGCAUAAACUUACAUCGCCGAAGAAUAUUUUAUGGAUUGAGUGUGAAUCACGACAUAUUGGACCGUUGUGUAAUUUACCGGAUAGUCUGUGGACAAGAAUGCGAUCAACUGAUCCACAGGUUGGUACACAUCGUGUAUGGAUUGAUGUAAGCGAGGAGGCGAGAAUUGCUUGGAUUUUAGAGAAUUAUGCUUCAGUUAUUCAAAAUAUUCCUCAAGUAUUACAUAUUUUGAAAAUGUUAGAAAAAUAUCAACCGAAAAAGUUAAUUAAUCAAUGGAUUAAAAUGUUCAAUUGUGGUGAUUACACUGGUCUUGUUAGCGGAUUAAUUCGACAUCAUUAUGAUCCAUUGUAUAGAAAAAAUUUACAUCAAACAAUUCAGAAUGCUAAGUCCUCUGGUCUAUUUCAUUCUCUGCAUUUGGACAGUGUUGACAAAUCAACUAUACAGAAGAAGUUGAUACCUCAGUUGCUGGAUUUAGCCUAUUCAACACCGACGACAGCAACAACAACAACAGCUAGUGCAGCUGACCCUCAUAGCCAUCGCCAUCAUCAUCGUGAUGAUGAUAAUUCUGUAAAUGAUUGUCGAAGUAUUGCAGGCAUUUAAAUCUGUUUUUGUGUCUGCGUGUGUGUGUGUGUGUGGAUGUAUAGUAGCUUGAUCUCCUUUUCAUCACGUUACGUCAUACUGUGAUAGUAUCUAGUUACAUACAUACAUACAUACACUGUAUUUCUGUUAGCUGUACAGUUAGUACUGCAUAGACAGUUUUCGCACUUCUACCCUCCUCUCUAUUAUGUGCAGUAGAAUCGAUUUCUGUGCAUAUCACGUAAUCGUAGUAGUGAUUGUGAAUCCUUGUGUGUAUAUAUGUAAUUAAUUCAGCUAGUGUUGUGUUAUGUUGGAAAAACGAUGUGAAAAAAAUAAAAAUAAAAACAAUGAAAUUGAUUUUUCUCUCCUUUAUUCUCUUUUGUUUGAAGAAUCAUAAUGUCAGUUUGUAUGCUUGAUAUUUAUUAUUAUUAUUUAUUAUUGGGUUCCUAGUGGAACAUAGGGCUUCGACUGCACGUCUCCACUUGCCA